AUGGGGUCAACGACCAGCUUUAAGGUUCUCAUUAUAGGGGGAGGAACAAGUGGUCUGGUGCUUGCCCAUGGUCUACAACAAGAAAAUAUACAGUAUAUUCUUUUUGAGCGUGAUGCUGAAGACAUUUACUGGAAUAAAUCUCGAGACUGGGGCAUGCAACUGCAUUGGGGAAAGGAAUACCUCUUUUCCGUUGUCCCAGAUUAUAUACAGUCACGUUUGAAAGAAGCAUUGGUCGAUCCCCAUUACAAUGCCGAUGAACCCUUUCCUCAUAUUAAUGGAGAGACUGGUGAAGUUAUAGCAGAGGCGCAUAUGCCUGGACUAGUGCGCGUUUCACGGAGGAAGUUACGAAGAUUGCUGGGUUGGGGGACAGGAUUGAAGAUAAUGUUUGAGAAGAAACUGGUCAGCAUCAAACAUGAUCAAGAUGGGCUUGUGACGGCUUCAUUCUCGGAUGGAUCUCAGGAGACCGCCAGUUUGUUAAUAGGCUGCGAUGGUUCACGGUCUAAAGUACGUAGCUUUCUCGUGGGGGAGGAGCUUGCGAAGCCAACUGAUAUUGACUUGACAAUGAUGAACCAUGCUGCUGGCGGUUAUACUGCUGAACAGGCUAUCCUAUUGCGCAAGUAUCAUGCCAUUGGCAAGAUUGCGUAUCAUCCGGAUUAUUAUGGUAAUUUUCUGCUAACUGCCCUGGACUGCUCCAACCUCGAGAAACCAGAAGAAUGGACAUUUCAAAUCCAGCACUGUUGGUGGGGACCCCCUUAUCUCGAUGAGCUCAAAGACCCAAAAACAAGACUGGAAUUCUACAAGACACGGUGCUCAAAAAUGUGCGAGCCAUUUCGUACGGCGGGCGUUGCGUUACCUGAUGAUGAAAUUCUUCCCAUUGAUCAGUCACAGCAGUGGGCACCUAUUGAAUGGGAUAAUCGUCGUGGUACAGUGACGUUGGCGGGAGAUGCGGCUCAUUCAAUGCUGCCUCAUCGCGGCCAAGGCUUGAAUAAUGCCUUGAGAGAUGUUGCAGAGCUGUUCGAAGCAAUCAAGCAGGUUCUCUCCGGUCAAUUCACGCUCGAGGCUGCUAUAACUUCUUAUGAAACUGCUAUGCGUCCCAGGGGUAUAAGAGAUGUUGAACUUUCCCUUGAGACUGCAAAGAAGAUGCGUCUAUCCGAUGUGUUGGAAAGUCCGUUUGUGAAAAUCGGAUUUGCUAAACUAGAUACUUUGAAAGAUGAUCAUGAGACUUGA
Molecule: messenger RNA, 1227 nt
Organism: Talaromyces marneffei
Lineage: Eukaryota; Fungi; Ascomycota; Eurotiomycetes; Eurotiales; Trichocomaceae
Exons: 7
Coding region: 1-1227 (408 amino acids)
Molecular function (GO): FAD binding
Source: RefSeq, a predicted model, not a curated record